Hyla sarda is the source of this 1743-nucleotide messenger RNA. Its product is annotated as cell surface glycoprotein CD200 receptor 1-B-like. Gene Ontology annotation, cellular component: external side of plasma membrane. Lineage: Eukaryota; Metazoa; Chordata; Amphibia; Anura; Hylidae. The coding region runs from base 569 to 1498 and encodes 309 amino acids. The record is from RefSeq and is a predicted model, not a curated record. The transcript has 6 exons. Gene Ontology annotation, biological process: regulation of neuroinflammatory response. Gene Ontology annotation, molecular function: signaling receptor activity.
GAUGUGUCUCCACACUGAUCUCCUAUGAUCAAGGUGUCUCGAUCGAAUAUAUACAAAGGGAGAUAUUUAGCAACACCCUUUAACAGCAGCCUAUCAGAGUAUACAGGUUUUUUUUUUUGCAGGUUAUAACCAUGGCUACAUACAUGUAUACCCUAAACAAAUGCCUAUACUAAAAAGAAAUUAUUAUUCACCUAGCAAUAGUUGCUAACAACAAUUAUUAUACUUAAGAAGCAACAUAUGUGUACAGGUUUGGGUCAUAAACUGCAAUUAAUAAUAUUCCAAUAAUUUAGAUUUUCUGUUUAUAAUUUCUUAGCUUUGUAUAAUAACUAAACUCUAUAAUUCGCUUUGUUUCCUCUGAGUCAUCCAACACAGGAAAUGGUGUAGAGAUGAAUAUUCUGGGUCAACGCGAAGGAUUCUCUGUAGAAUGACAAGGCUUAUCGCAUGGAACAGAGAAUGAAGAAGUUAUUUAUACAUUGAAGGGUGUUAAGAAAAAAAAAAAUGAGGAGAGGUUGCUCCGCGCUUCGUUCUUUCAAGUCCUGCUGUCCGCAAGGAGAAUAGGAAAUCCAAUAUGAAGUUUCGGGAGAAAAACUUCUUAACUUGUCAGCUGCUUUGGCUUGUUUGCGCGGUCAUAGUCAAGUCAGAUAUCUUUACUACUCAAACUGCUCGUGUUGAAGAUGACGAGGUGCUGCACUGCCAACACUCAACAGAAAACUUCAUUAUGGUCACCUGGAAAGGGAAUUUUCUUAAUCAGCCUUCCUGUUACCUGUCAAAUAAUAGAAGCAUUACUUACGGAAACUGUAGCAAUCGAAUGCGUGUGGAAAUAGAUAAGAAUGAAACAUCUCUCAGGAUAGAUAAGUGCACGGUCUUCGAUGAAGGAAAUUAUACAUGUGAGAUUGUCAAUAAAACUGGAACAUUCAUUCAUAUAGUUGCUUUAAAUUUACUAGCUGAACCAUUUAUUUUAGUAAAGACUAAUGAAAAUGGAUAUCCAGAGUGCCAAGCCAUCCGUGGGAAACCAGCAGCAAAUAUCUCCUGGAUCCCAAAGAAUCCAAACACAGUAACGUCUCAAGAGAUCAUUAUAAAGAAGAACACAACCAUUACAGUCAUCAGUUCAUACAACUCCACCAAUUUCACAGACGUUACCUGCAUCGUGUCUCAUCCCACUUUUAAAAGUUCUAUAGAAAGACAUUUCAGAAAAAGACCUCCUUCUGAAUCAAAUCAAUUAAUCGUAAUCCUUGGUGUAAUAGCUUUCCUCGUGCUGUUCGUGCUGCUUCUUGGAAUCAUAUUGUUUUGGAAGCGAUCAGAUCUCAGAACUUGUUUUAGCAUGAAUAAGGAGAGUCUGGCCACACCUGACAACCCUGUGUUUGAGGAAGAAGUGGAGCCCUAUGCAAGUUUCACUGAAAAAGUCAACACCAUCUACAGCUACGGCCGAGACCCCGCAGAAUAUAAAGGAGCUGACCAAACAGGAGAAAAGACUUACCGCCGAAAUCAUAUAGCAUGAAAUCCUUCACUUCUUGAAUCCGUAUGGAACCGAUAAUCUAUUUAUUUUUUUAUUGUUUUCUUCCACUUACUAAUAAAACUAUUAAAUCGGCAAAGAACUAAGAUUUAUGCAAAAAAAAAAAUUGUAAAUGUGGAAAAUAAUUUUUUGUAAUGUUUUCUGUGGCCUUGAUGUGAAGGUGAUUUGCACUUAUCUGUAUUUACUGGUUCAUGGCAUUAAAAACUCAAUAAAUAUCAUAUAUAUUAUUU